This is a messenger RNA of Artibeus jamaicensis (Jamaican fruit-eating bat), 2455 nucleotides long. RefSeq names its product ribosomal protein S6 kinase like 1 (gene RPS6KL1). Bases 125 to 2245 code for a protein of 706 amino acids. Gene Ontology annotation, molecular function: protein kinase activity; ATP binding. The record is from RefSeq and is a predicted model, not a curated record. NCBI's taxonomy places the organism in Eukaryota, Metazoa, Chordata, Mammalia, Chiroptera, Phyllostomidae. The transcript is spliced from 10 exons. Gene Ontology annotation, biological process: protein phosphorylation.
UGGAGGGCGCAAAGCCCAGGCCCGCAGCGCACGGUGCCCCGCGGAGGCGAAGGGUGAGUGGCCGCACCUUGGCCACGCGGACUGAGUUCUGGCUCCCGCAGGUCACACCUGCGGGGCAGCAGCCAUGAGCCUGGUGGCCUGCGAGUGCCCACCUGGGCCUGGGCAGGAGCCUGAGCCCUGCUCACGGGCACAGUCCCAGGCACGUGUGUACCUGGAGCAGAUUCGCACCCGAGUGGCUUCAGCAGCACCCGACGUGACCAAGCGUGACUACCUGGUGGACGCAGCCACGCAGAUCCGGCUGGCCCUGGAACGUGACGUCAGUGAGGACUACGAGGCAGCCUUCAACCACUACCAGAAUGGUGUGGACGUCCUGCUACGAGGCAUGCACGUCGACCCCAACAAGGAGCGAUGCGAGGCUGUAAAGCUGAAAAUCACCAAGUACCUGAGGCGGGCAGAGGAGAUCUUCAACUGCCACCUGCAGAGGACCCUGGGCAGCAGCACCAGCCCCGGCACGGGUUUCAGCAGCCUGAGGCUCCGGCCCAUCCGCACUCUGAGCUCUGCCCUGGAGCAGCUGAGGGGCUGCAGGGUGAUCGGGGUCAUCGAGAAAGUGCAGCUGGUUCAGGACCCAGCGACUGGAAGGACCUUCGUGGUGAAGAGCCUGUCCAGGUGUCACCUGGCGAGCCGGGAGCGGCUGACCAUCAUCCCGCAUGGCGUCCCCUACAUGACCAAGCUUCUGCGGUACUUUGUGAGUGAGGACUCCAUCUUCCUGCACCUGGAACAUGUACAAGGAGGCACGCUCUGGUCCCACCUGCUCUCCCAGGCACGCCCCCGACAGUCUGGGCUCAGGCCUGACUCCAGCCUGGAGAGGAUGAAGGCUCAGCCCAACUCCCACCUCAGCUUCUGGACCCCGACGUUGCUGCCCCCGGGCCACACCCGCCUACAGGACAGAGUCUCCCUGGGGCCUCCUUGGACUUGUCAGAGCCUUCCCCCAGCCAGGGAGGCCUCACCCAUCAGGCCCCGGAGAGAGGAAGAAAGUGAACCCUCAGCCAGAACCAGCACUUCCUGCUCGUUGGACCUUCUGAAGGCCCCAAGUGGCCGCCUGCACCUCCAGUCCCGGCGAGGACCUGGCCAGAACUCAGACACGGGGUCCCCUUGGGGGCUUAAUUGGGUUCGUGAGGGGGCUGGCCGGGUGUUGGGGGGCUGUGGCCGCGGUAGAGGUCAGAGUCACCCCUCAGUGCACAAGGCCAGCCUGGGGCCUGGCGGGGGCGCCUGGAGUGUGAGGGAAGAGCAGGUCAAGCAGUGGGCGGCCGAGAUGCUGCUGGCCCUGGAGGCGCUGCACGAGCAGGGGGUGCUGUGCCGGGACCUCAAUCCCCGGAACCUGCUCCUGGACCAGGCAGGCCACAUCCGGCUCACGUACUUUGGCCAGUGGUCUGAGGUUGAGCCCCAGUGCUGCAGGGAGGCUGUGGACGGCCUCUACAGUGCCCCAGAGGUGGGCGGGAUUGCCGAGCUCACCGAGGCCUGUGACUGGUGGAGCUUUGGGUCUCUGCUGUACGAACUACUGACUGGCACGGCCGUGUCCCAGAGCCACCCCUCAGGCAUCCAGCCCCACACCCAGCUGCAGCUGCCUGAGGAGCUCAGUGGCCCUGCAGCCUCCCUGCUGACCGAGGUGAGGUGGGCAGCUCGAGGGGUCCUCGCCUCUGUGGCUGAGGUGGGCCCCGGGAGGGCAGAGCCCCGCGUGUGCUCAGGAGUGCUGCGACGAGGUGGCCGUGCGGGUGCGGGUGGUCCCCGGUGCCUCCACGUUGGUGGUCAAACAGCACCGACGGUCCCCGGGGUAACAUGGGGCGCUAUGGCAGGGCUGGCCGGUGAGUCCCCGAGGCCAUGGCGACGAGUCCCCGGAGGGCAGCCCGUGCCUCCGCAGUGGGGCUGGGCACCGACUGGGCCUUUCUCCGCAGCUUCUGCGGUUCGACCCCAGCCAGCGCCUGGGCACUGGCGGAGGCGGAGUCAGCAGACUCAAGGCCCACCCCUUUUUCGGUACUGUCCAGUGGAGCAAACUGGUGGGGUAAGAGGGGGUGGAGUGGGCGAUGGAAGCGGCUGGACUGGCCCGGAUCUCCUCUCUCCGCCUGUCACCCAGCCAGGCCCUCUGAUCAGUGGCCCUCGGCGAAGAAUGCAGGGCAGCUGCGCUUCCUGCUCCGCCCCUCCCUCAAGCCGCUUAAGUAAUCAUCGCCAUGGCCCGGGCGGGGCAUAGGGGUCUCCUAAGCAGCUCUUGGAGAAACCCUUUCUAGUCACUGCUGAGGGGGCAGGAAGAACAGGGCGGGCCUCUACCCUGUGGGGCAGCUUGGAGCCCUCCACCCGUCCAUCCCCCAGCCACCGGCCAGCAGCACCUGUUGAGUGCACUUUGGACCUUGAAUGCAGACCCAGCCCGGAGCGGUUAGAGGGCGCCUUCUGUCACAGUAGC